AUGUCUCGUGUCAUGAGUGGGAGUGAGCAUCAUUUUGUUGAUGGGGAUGAUAGUCGAGGACGGGAUUCUGCUGUUUGGUCGAUGGACCAACGCUCACAUUUGCUUUUACUGUCGUAUCGGUUGGUCGAGGGCCGCGCCAAGCCGCGCGAUCUUUUCCAUUCAAUGCUGUGGAUACAUGAAACCUGGGAUGAAUAUCCUGUAAGUCGGUCGGAUCAGCCAACUAAUCCAUUAACCAUGGAUGUAAAGCACCCAUCAGCGUCCGCCGGCAAUCCUCUCCCAAAGACUAAGCCAACAUUUUGUGAAGAGUCGUCCAGGCUUCCCACCCCGCGAACUCUCAUCUGGGAACGUGGCAAGCCGACGCAAGACAAGACACCAUUGGGAGAGGCGAGAGGGGGAGAGGACGGGAUACCGCUCCGAUCGCAGCGAUCAACAGCAGUCUAA
Molecule: messenger RNA, 441 nt
Organism: Colletotrichum higginsianum IMI 349063
Lineage: Eukaryota; Fungi; Ascomycota; Sordariomycetes; Glomerellales; Glomerellaceae
Exons: 2
Coding region: 1-441 (146 amino acids)
Source: RefSeq, a predicted model, not a curated record